CCCCCCUGCGCAUGCGCGCACGGCGUCGCCCGCGUCUGAGGACGAGUCGCGAGCUCCCGCGCGUGCGUCCGAGGGCCGAGGCAGAGUGCGGCUGCGCAUCCGCGGAGGGAGGCGGGCGAAGGAAGUAGUGCGCACGCGCACCCCCAGGGGCCCGCUCCGGAGCGGGGACGUUACUCUCCGCGCAUGCGCACAACCCCUGCGGGCCUGGUGGUCAGCGCGCGUGCGGGCUGCGGUGCCUUUUCCUUCCCUCCCCCUUUCUCUUCAGCGCGUCUCGUUUUUGCCACCAUUUUGUGCCGCAACCGCGGCUUUGCGCGGGGUGUUUGUUUUGUUUUGUUGGGUUUUUUUUUUAACCUGCCUUGCUCCGCGCGUGCGAGUCGAAACAACGGCCCUAUGGCGGAGAGUCAGUCAGCGGCCGGGCAGGGAGAACCUGCCUCCGUGGGUGGGUCGGGAGUCUCCAGUUCGGAGUCGGAAAACCGGCGGCGGCUGAGCGAGCUGCGCGUCAUAGACUUGCGGGCGGAACUCAAGCGCCGCAAUUUGGACAGCAGCGGGAACAAGAGCGUCCUGACGGAGCGGCUCAGGAAGGCUAUUGAGGAGGAAGGGGGGAAUCCUGAUGAAAUUCCAGUAGUUUCAGAAAAUAUCAUGAAGAAAACUCCCAAAAGAAGCAGCAAAGGACGUAGACCAGAUGAAGAGGGAGUAGAAGAUAAUGGCCUGGAAGAGGAUUCGGGAGAUGGACAGGAGGAUAUUGAAGCAAGUUUGGAUAACUUGCAGGAUAUUGACAUGAUGGAUAUUAGUGUGUUAGAUGAAGCUGAAAUAGAUAAUGGCAAUGCGGUAGAUUGCGGAGAGGAUUACAGUGCUGAUAAUAUUCUUGACUCACUGUCUGAUAGUAAAGAAAAUGCUGAUGCAGAAGUGAAAGAACUUCCAGAUCAGCCUACAGAAUAUGCUAUGGGUAACUUGGAGGCAUCCCCACAAUUCUCAGAAAUUAAAGAAGAAUCAAGAGAAAUACCAAUAGUGAUGGUAGAGGUUGAAGAUGUUGGAAACAGUUUAGGUGCUUCUUCGUCUGAUUUAACCGUAAUAAAGGAGCUUGGAGAGUUACCUUUGGAGCCAGAAAAUGAGAAAAUACUCGACAUUUUGGGGGAAACUUGUAAAUCUGAACCACUUAACGAAGAAACUUGCGAAGCGGAGCAGCCACAUGCACAGGAAGCAAGUAACGUGGUGCCAGGCAAGAGGCUAGCAGAGGAAGAGGACGCUCUUGCUGCCACUCAGUUGGAGGAAGAUGCUUUAGAUUUGGACAGCAAAUCGGCACAAGCUAUGGCAAGGAAGGAAGCAAAGCGUUUAGUUGUAGCAAAAGGGGAGACAAGGGAACAGACAAUAGAGGAAGAGAAACCGGACUCUGAAUCUUUAGUAGUAGAGACCCUAAGCGAUCAGAGUAGCAAACGCUCCCAAGGCCUGGAAGCCUCUAGUGGGGAAACAGCGGAGAAAGGCGCAGGUCCUGAAGGCCAAGAUAGCAAAGAAGAUGGCAAGAAAACAGAAGACAAAGCUAAUUCUGAGGAAUCCUCUGCCACUAAAGAGUCCUCAAGCAGUGAGGGCGGUGAUCAGAAAAAGAGCCCUGUUGAGGAGGACAGAGAUACAAAGAUAAUCUCAAAGGAUGAUAAAGGCCGCGCGGGUAGUGGUUCUGGCAGGAAUUUGUGGGUUAGUGGACUUUCAUCCUCUACUAGAGCUACAGACUUGAAGAAUCUUUUCAGCAAGUAUGGGAAGGUGGUUGGUGCAAAAGUAGUGACAAAUGCUCGCAGUCCUGGUGCUCGCUGUUACGGCUUUGUUACGAUGUCAACAUCUGAAGAAGCCACUAAGUGCAUUAAUCAUCUCCACAGAACAGAGCUGCAUGGAAAAAUGAUUUCUGUGGAAAAGGCAAAAAAUGAACCAGCUGGAAAAAAGCCGUCAGACAAAAAGGAAGGUGAAACAAGGAAGGAAAAAGACAAGCAUCAUUCUGCGGAGUCCAAAUCUGAGAAGUCUGUUGGUACUAAGAAGGAGGAGAAGACUGAUAAAAAAGAUGAUGCUAAGAAAUCAGAAAAAGAUGGAAAAGAUGAAAAAGAAGGAAAAGAGAAAGAUGAACAAAAGGCCGGAUCCUCUGAUAGAUCUAGGGCAAGCAAAUCAGUGAGUCGAGGAACUGAGAGGACAGUGGUAAUGGAUAAAUCUAAAGGAGAACCAGUUAUUAGCGUGAAAACUUCUACAUCAAAAGAGAGGAGUACAAAAAGCCAAGAUCGCAAAUCUGAGAGCAAAGAAAAGCAAGAUAUUUUAUCGUUUGAUAAAAUCAAAGAGCAGCGAGAACGUGAACGUCAGAGACAGAGGGAACGAGAAAUCAGGGAAACGGAAAGACGCCGAGAGAGAGAGAGGCGAGAACGAGAACAACGUCUUCAAGCUAUUCAUGAGCGGGAUGAAAGACAGAGGCUCCAGAGAGAGCGAGAGCGACUUGAAUUUCAAAGGCAGCGUCUUGACAGAGAGCGCUUGGAGAGGGAGAGAUUGGAGAGAGAAAGAAUGCACAUAGAGCAGGAACGGAGACGAGAACAGGAACGAAUUCAGCGGGAGAGGGAAGAGCUGCGACGUCAGCAGGAACAGCUGCGCUACGAACAAGAACGGCGAUCUGCCAUGAGAAGGCCUUAUGAUCCUGACGGCAGGCGAGAUGACCCGUACUGGCCAGAGGCAAAGCGAAUGGCGAUGGAUGAUAGGUAUCAUUCUGAAUUUAGUCGUCAAGACCGCUUCCACGACUUUGACCACAGGGAUCGUGGCCGAUACCAAGAUCAUUGUUUGGACAGAGAUGGUUCAAGAGGAAUACCAGAUCGAGAUGGGCAGCAUUACUCAGAUGAACGCCAUGGAGGGCCCGAUCGUCACUCCCGGGAUAGUUGGGGUGGCUACGGGUCUGACAGAAGAAUGAGUGAAGGGAGAGGGAUACCUCCACAAACCCGAGAUGGACGUGACUGGGGAGAUCAUGGUCGAAAGUUAGAGGGGCAUCAAGAUCGUUCAUGGCAGGGAAAUGUGGAUGGAGGAAUGAUGGGACGGGAUCAUGAGAGAUGGCAAGGUGGUGAUAGAAGCGUGCCUGGUCAGUCAGGACCAGGCCAUGUGAUGAAUCGAGGAGGGAUGUCGGGGCGUGGAGGCUUUACGCAAGCUGGAAACCAGAGCCAGAUGAUGCAGAGUAGUGGAAUACAAGGAGUGUUUGCGGGCCAGGAGCGGCCAAACAGACCGACUGAACCCCGUUUUACCCGCCGCUACUGAAAGCACUAUAUAUAUACAUAUAUAUAUAUAUUAUUUUUUUUUAUUGCCAGAUGUCAAUGGUGGUAAUUUUAUUAACCAGGGUCACCUUGAAUUUGUGAUUACAAAAAGCGAGACUGCUGCCGCAUUGUAGCCAAACGUUACAUCAACUUAUCAGUUGGGUUCCUUCUUUUUUUUUUUUUUUUUUUUUUUGUAAUAAAUGUGUUCUUGGUCAAACAUCACUUAAAGUUUCUGUUAGUGAAACAUUCCAUUUUUCAAAAAUAAUAAAAUCAGUUUAUGGCUACUAA
Molecule: messenger RNA, 3551 nt
Organism: Chroicocephalus ridibundus (black-headed gull)
Lineage: Eukaryota; Metazoa; Chordata; Aves; Charadriiformes; Laridae
Product: scaffold attachment factor B1-like
Exons: 21
Coding region: 184-3267 (1027 amino acids)
Biological process (GO): regulation of transcription by RNA polymerase II; regulation of mRNA processing
Cellular component (GO): nucleus
Molecular function (GO): sequence-specific DNA binding; RNA binding
Source: RefSeq, a predicted model, not a curated record